AUGUAUUCUCUGGGCGAGACGAGGGCGCGAAAUUACAACCUCUCUGAAGAGAAAAAAGCACGUGGGGAUAACUAUGCCAGUAUAGCAACACUCAUCAAUGCCUCCUCCACAGUAGAUGAGUUGGCAUAUCAACUUCGCGCCUCUAAAUCGUCAGUGCUAUUGACUUGCAUCCCUCUACUGGCCACAGCACUCGAAGCAGCUUCCAAAUGCGGAAUACCACACUCGCGAGUGUAUAUUUUGGAAAUGCCGCAGGAGCUGCUGAAUGGCUUAAGUACUCCGGCUGAGUUUACCACCAUGAGCCGACUGAUCGAGAAAGUAGAAAGGAGUACUGAUUUCGCAUCGGAAUAUGAUUUCAGAGCGUGUACUGACAGAGAGAAGGUUCCUCCCGUAAUUGUUUCCAUGGUGAAGAAUGAGGAACUCAUGAAAAUAUAUGACCUGGGUAGUGUGCACUCAAUAAUCACUGGCGCAGCUCCUCUCGGCCUGGAAACUGCUGAGCAACUGGGCAAGCUGCAGCAAUCGUGGUCUAUCCUUCAAGCCUACGGCCUUACAGAAACCACAGCCGUUGCAACAGCCACCAGCCCGCAUGACAUCUUCUUCGGAUCACCAGGUUCCUUACUUCCCUCAAUUGAAGCGCGCCUCGUGUUGGCUGAUGGAGACGAUAUUGAAGAGUACGAUACACCAGGAAAACUCCUACUACGGGGCCCGACGAUUGUGCUUGGAUACCUCAACAACGACGCAGCAAAUAAGGCGACUUUCCAGAACGGGUGGUUGCGGACCGGUGACGAGGCUGUUUUAAGGAAGAGCGCCAAAGGAGAGGAUCAUGUUUUCAUAGUCGAUAGGAUUAAGGAGCUGAUAGAAGUGAAGCCUGUUAUUGCCGUUAUCAAUGAUGAUGUUGAGGAGGUCCCAAAGGCAUACGUGGUCAAGGCUAUGAAUGCACCGGUUGAUGACCACAUUUUCAUUCGCGAUAUUAAGAAGCAUGUCUCGGACCAUAAGGCGCGUUAUAAGUGGUUGAGGGGCGGCGUGGAGGUCAUUGAUGUUAUACCAAAGACUGCAAGCGGGAAGAUAUUGCGGCGUCACUUGAGAGACAGGGACCGUGGGGCGAAGGUGAAGACGAAGACAAAGGCGCGCCCGAAGUUAUAA
Molecule: messenger RNA, 1140 nt
Organism: Histoplasma mississippiense
Lineage: Eukaryota; Fungi; Ascomycota; Eurotiomycetes; Onygenales; Ajellomycetaceae
Exons: 6
Coding region: 1-1140 (379 amino acids)
Molecular function (GO): CoA-ligase activity
Source: RefSeq, a predicted model, not a curated record